Gallus gallus (chicken) is the source of this 2823-nucleotide messenger RNA. RefSeq names its product basic proline-rich protein-like. Bases 142 to 1002 code for a protein of 286 amino acids. NCBI's taxonomy places the organism in Eukaryota, Metazoa, Chordata, Aves, Galliformes, Phasianidae. The transcript has a single exon. The record is from RefSeq and is a predicted model, not a curated record.
CGGAGGAAGGCGGGGGCGGCCCGAGUUCGCCGGGCGCCGCUCUCAGCUCCGGUCCGCCAUCUUCCCGCCGGCAAACACUUCAAACUCUCUUCGCCCACCUCCGCUCGGCGCCUUUCCCCAAGCCGCGGGCUGGGGCUGCGCAUGUGGGCGACCGCCGGAACUUUUCGCCGCCGCUCUCUCAGGGGCGGCGGGCGGCGGCGGCCCGGCGGCGGCCCGGCGGGGCGCCCCGCAUGCACUCAGGGGCCGGCCCCCCGCGCGGGGCGGGCACCGGGGCAGCCCCGCUCCCGCCUUCCCGGCCCUCUCCUCCGCCACGCUCCCGCCUCCCGCCCUCCUCCCUCCCUCCCGCCCGCCCUCCCCUCUCCGCCGCCGGCUGCCGGCCCGGCGGGGCGGCCCCAGCGCUCACAGCCGGCGGGCGCCGCGCCGCAGCCUGACGAAGCCCUGCAUCGCCCGGCGCCCCCCGCCCGGCCCCGGCGCCGCUCGCUCCUCGCCGCGCGGCCCCCGGGAUGCGGCGGCGGCGGCUCCCGAUCCUCGCCGCCUCCUUCUCCUUCUCCUCCUCCUCCUCCUUCCCCGCCCCUCCCGCCUUCUCCCGCCUCCCCCGGGCCGCGGCUGCCGAACCCCGCGCCCUGCCUGCCCGCCCGCGGGCCGCGACCCCCGCCUCAGCCGGCCCCCCGCGCGCCGCCCCCGCCCCGGCCCCGCCGCGCUGACCUCAUCCAGCCACGCAGCCCCGCGCCCCCAUUGGCGGGGCGUCACGUCCGGGGGGGCGGGGCUUCCGCUGCACCCAUUCAUAAGCCGCCGCCGGGCGCGGGGCGCCGCCGUGCCGCCGCCGCGGGGACGGGCGGAGGGGUUGCGGGAGCGCGGGUACCCAUCCGGGUACCGCCGUGGGGUCCGCUGCGCCCCUCCGUGCUGAGGUUCCUGCGGGGCCGGGCCGGUCUCUACCGGUGGCUGGGGGGACUUCAGCAGCCCCGCGCGGUUCACGUCGCCCCGGGGCCUGGUUGGGGUUGACCCAGGGACACCCACAUGUCUCGGCUGCUGGGAGCUGUCCGAGCGUCCUUCCAGCUGCGUGGUUGUGCAUCACCUCCUCUGCUCCUUGGCGCCUGGUUCUGUGAUUGGCAGCCCGCUGUGCUGGGAAAGCUUUGUUCUCCCGGAGGCAAAUCCCUCUGUGACCAACCCCAGGGCAGGGCUGUAGGAUGGGACGGGAGCAUGGCAAACAGCACCGCUUGCUGCAGCGUGGGCUGCUCUGUGAGGGGCGGUUGCACCCCAGGUGGAUGUAGGUGCCUCAGUCAUGUCAGCUCAGCCACCAAGCACGAUGAAGUGUACCACGGACCCCUGCUCUUCCAUGCCCCCGGGGCUCCUGUCGUGUUCUCUCAUCCCCUUCCGCUUCUGUGGAGCUGAGGAGAAACUGCGUGUGUGGGGGCACUGUGCCUCCUCACGGAGGAGAGGGGCGGCCUGCUGUGGAGGGUGCGUUGCUGGCAGUGAGUGGGGUUGGGUCUGCAGCUGGAGCUGAGAGGAGACCGUUCCCUUCCACAGUAAUUCAGUUGUAGGGAGGACUGCUGGAGGAAGGAGGCCGGGGUUUGGGGCAGAAGAAAGGAGUGAGAAUGAUAAGAAAAUGUCGCGUUCCUGAAGUGAGGUGUUAUUGAUGGCUGGCAGAGAUUUGGGUCUGGGGGCAGAAGUUUUGGUCUGAGAUACGAUGGUGAGGAAGCAGGAUUAAAUAUUAAUGUGCUAAUUAACCCUGUAAGCCUUCCUUGCAACAUUUGUCACAGCCCACAUGCCAAAACUGGGAUGCUGCUGAAGAAAAAAGAGGUCAGCUUCUUGAAAGGUGAACUCGGGCUGCUCGCAGAGGCACCUUCUGUCAAGUGCAGGAAGAUGGAAUCCCAUUACUGUCUGCAAAUUAAGCCUCUGGGGACCGGUUUCAAACAGAAAGCAGCCUGCAAGCUGUGCUGUCUGUGCCAAGAACUGUUGCAAGCGGAUUUUGAGGAUCAGGUGCUGGCGAUCCCAUGGCAUGGAGGAGCUCCUCACCGCCACAGGAAGGACACAAAAGCCACUGGGUUUCCUGCAGAGCUGUGCCACACUGGAGGUGCCGAAGCCAUUACCAGCUUCACAAUAAAGACUUAAGUUUUAAAAUGUCUGAAUCUGGACACAGGCAGAAAUGAUGUCAUUUCACAACACAGACAUAAACCUCUGCGGAUCACUGCUGCCCCUCCUGUGCCAUAUGAUUACUGUGAACAGGCCUGGAUGGCAUGGUGCUGAGCGAGAUGCACUUGGGGAUAUGUGUGUGCCCCUAAUGGGGCUGUAAAGCUGUGGCAGUCACUGGUGUUUCUGAAGGCUGCCUUUACAAGCCCACCAUUAACUGUUUGUUACUGUUGUGGGCACCACAGGUGCUGACAGGACCAGCAGGCCUGGCUGCGGCCUGGCAAGGGCUGCAGGCCUUUCUGACCCUGGUUCUUCACCCUUUGUGCUCUUCCACCUGUCCAAUCUGCACUAAUCACCCCGAGUCGGAUUUAAAGAAAGGCUCUUUUGGGGUCUUCCUUUUGGUGACCAGGUGCAGGCUGUGAUGCCUCCAAAUUGUAGUUGCACAGAGUUCCCUGCUCAGCCACCACCUGACUGGUUGACCGUGAAGUCACAGUACCUUCCACCUUCCUUAUGUAAAAAUUCCUUACUGCUUUGCACACUUGGAUGCACCUUCCUUGUACCUGCUGAGUUAUGUCCCUGAUUCACCCAAUGGACAUUUAAUGUUUCUCCAUCUCCUUUGCCUCAAGGGUUCAAUCUUGGGUCUUGGAAAAUACUUCUUGGAUUGAAAGCCACAUAAAACAGAAGAGGAAAUGC